Molecule: messenger RNA, 387 nt
Organism: Pyrenophora tritici-repentis Pt-1C-BFP
Lineage: Eukaryota; Fungi; Ascomycota; Dothideomycetes; Pleosporales; Pleosporaceae
Source: RefSeq, a predicted model, not a curated record
AUGUCUUCGUUCACGAUACGCUGGCACCGUCAACGUGGCAAACACGAGGCCGUUACGUCGUGUUCCCGUACGCUCAGCCUCGUGAACGUCGUGAUUAUCGAUUUCUGUGGUUUGCGGGGAUUGACGGUUGAAGAAGCGCACCACUUCCGCACUAUCCAUGACUCUGGCCUGAUUAUCGUACUUGGGGCGGGCAGCAUCGCGGAAAGCGGCACGCAGGAGCGAGUUGUCGACCGAGUGGGCUUGUACUCUAAGCGGAGCGCGCACGAGACGUUGUUCACGAGCGAAGACGAGAAGAUGCAGAAGCCGGAAUUCAGCAAAUAUGAAACAGAUGAUUCCGCAGACUCCAACGCGUCUGACACCUCGAGUGCUCCAAGCCGGGCCUCUUGA